ACUCUGGUAUAAGUCUAUCAGCUUAUCCCAUCAGAGCGGUAAACAAACAGUACAUUGUGUGUGUCGUAUGUGUUUUCUGCUCUACGUUCUAUCAUGGAAUUUGGAGUUGCUGCAUCAAAAAUUUUCAUGUCACUAGUUGUUGGGGUGUUAGGACUGUUCUGGCACUUGUAUAUUAUAUUGGUUGCCAAGCCAAGUAUGAUUCGCCGGAUGCUCAAGAAACAAGGAAUUGACGGACCUAAGCCCAUGUUUCUUCUGGGAAAUAUACUGGAAUUGAAAAAAAUGAAGGAUGCAGUUGUUAAGCACUCCGACAGUACUGAUCCACCAGUGUCACACAACUGUGGAGCUCUGCUUCUUCCUUUCUUUGAUAAAUGGAAGCAACAAUAUGGUGAUAUGUUCAGGAUUGCGCUUGGAAAUACCCAAAUCUUACUAGUGAAUCGGUAUGAUGUAUUGAAAGAAAUCACUACGUGCACAUCACUAGACUUUGGAAAACCCUCCUACCUAGCUAAAGAUCGAGGCGCUAUACUUGGCAAUGGUAUUAUAACUUCCAAUGGUCAGUACUGGGCUCACCAGCGCAAAAUUAUUGCUCCUCAACUCUACAUGGAUAAAGUCAAGGAUAUGUGUAGCUUAGUCAAUGAUUGUGUGAAGACUCUGUUCGAGUCGUGGAACGAUAUAAUUAUGUCAAAUGGUGGGAUUGUCAGUGACAUUGAAAUUGAUCCGCACAUGAGGAGUUUCUCUGGUGAUGUGAUAUCAAGAGCGUGUUUUGGUAGUAACUUCCUGCAAGGGGAAGAAAUAUUUUCCAAGCUUAGAGAGCUUGUAGAAUUGUCUUCCAACAAAGCUUUUUCCUUUGGAAUACCUGGCAUGAGGCAUAUUCCGACUAAGAACAAUAGGAAACUCUGGGCGCUAGAAAAAGGAAUCUAUGAAUUAAUAUCAGGGGUAGUAAAUCAGAGGGCUGAAGCUGAAGUUGGAUACACGAAAGAUUUGUUACAGAUGCUUCUUGAAGAAGGCCAAAAUAGUGAGCUGCCAAAAGAUGAAAUUGAGCAAUUCAUUGUCACUAACUGCAAAAACAUCUAUUUGGCUGGCUAUGAAACCACUGCGGUUUCAGCCACAUGGACUCUUAUGCUACUAGCUACAAAUCAAGAAUGGCAAGAUCGUGUUCGUGCUGAGGCUAUUAAAGUUUGUCAGGGCCAGCCUCCAGAUAUUGUUGCUGUCAAUAGAAUGAAAGUGCUAACGAUGGUGAUAAACGAAUCAUUGCGUUUGUAUCCUCCGGUGGUUGUAAUGUCAAGAGAAGCCUUGAAAGACAUGAAAUUCAAAGACAUUGAUGUUCCCAAGGGCGUAAACGUUUGGGCGGUGGUAACCUCACUGCACACUGAUCCUGAAAACUGGGGAGAAGAUUCGUACAAAUUUAAUCCCAGCAGAUUUGCGAAUGGAGUGACAGGGGCAUGCAAGUUGCCACAUCUGUACAUGCCGUUUGGAGUUGGACCUCGGAUUUGUCUAGGACAGAACUUGGCGUUGGUUGAGCUCAAGAUUUUGAUUUCACAGAUUCUGUCGAACUAUUCACUUUCUCUUUCUCCCAAAUAUGUUCAUGCACCAUCUUUGAGUUUGGUCAUAAAGCCCGGGAAAGGAAUGAAUCUUCUGGUGAGGAAGUUGUAAGAGGCUAAAACAUCAACAACGUUUGGGUCGAUCAUUGCUGAGCAAAAAAGGAGUGAACUAAGAAAUUAUGCAUUAUUGUUUUCUUCUUAUUACAUUCAUUUUGGGUAGUUAAUUAGAUCUAUGAUUUAUAGUUAUUUUGUUUUUCACUAUUAAUAAAUCGAUUUCUUUACUUAUUAAA
Daucus carota subsp. sativus is the source of this 1828-nucleotide messenger RNA. Its product is annotated as cytochrome P450 714C2. Lineage: Eukaryota; Viridiplantae; Streptophyta; Magnoliopsida; Apiales; Apiaceae. The transcript has 5 exons. Bases 94 to 1650 code for a protein of 518 amino acids. Gene Ontology annotation, molecular function: heme binding; oxidoreductase activity, acting on paired donors, with incorporation or reduction of molecular oxygen; monooxygenase activity. The record is from RefSeq and is a predicted model, not a curated record.